Messenger RNA from Diabrotica balteata, 2711 nucleotides. NCBI's taxonomy places the organism in Eukaryota, Metazoa, Arthropoda, Insecta, Coleoptera, Chrysomelidae. The record is from the annotation of a GenBank genome assembly.
AGUUAGAAUUCUGUGAUACUGUUAAGAAUAAGGUUAGGUUUCGAUUUUGCUUAUUUGUUUUAGUUGAUCAACAAAGUCCGAUAUGUCUUCGGAUUCGGGGUCCGAUAACGAAUCAAAUAGAAGUUUAAGUCCUGUGAGAGGUCCGGCCCCAACGCCUGGUCAUGGUUUAGAGAGGUCACCCUCAAAUUCUCCAGCAUUUGGAAAAUCAAAUGACAUACGAUCAAGUAGAUCUCGAUCAGGAACUCCUGGGUCCCACCCCAGUGGCUCGCCAAAAUCACAAAGAUCAGGUUCUGGAGAUUCACACAGAUCAGGUUCUCAAGCAUCUAGAAGGUCAGGUUCACAAGCUUCCAAUAGAUCUGAAUCACAGGCAUCUAAUAGAUCCGGUUCCCAAGCAUCUCACAGAUCAGGAUCACAAGUAUCGCAAAGAUCAGGUUCGCAACUUUCCCAUACCUCGAAACGCUCAGGAUCCCAUAUUUCUAGAAGAUCAGGUUCUCCUAGCUCUAGAAGAUCAGCUUCACAAGCAUCUAAUAGGGAAGGAUCAGCUGUGUCUAACAGAAAUGAAUCAGCUGCAUCAAAUAGAGCUGAAUCAGCUGUUUCUCAUAGAUCCGGAUCAGCUGGCUCAAACAAAUCAGUAGCUUCCAAUAGGUCAGGCUCAGCCCAUUCAAAAAGAUCAGGCUCUAGUGGUUCUAAGAGGUCCGGUUCAGCAUCUCCUACCUCAAAAAGAUCAGGAUCUGCUGCUUCUAAUAAAUCUGAAGGUUUAGCUUCUAAAAAAUCUAGAUCAAGAUCAGGUUCCGCUGCAUCAAGAAGGUCUGGUUCUGCCGUUUCACAUAAAUCUGGAUCUCAUGUGUCUAGAUCACGUUCAGGUUCAGCAGCUUCUAAAAGAUCAAGAUCAGGUUCUGUAGGCUCUAAGAGGUCAAGAUCUGGUUCAGCAGCAUCUAAAAGGUCCAGAUCAGGCUCUGCUGCUUCUAAGCGAUCAAGAUCUGGUUCAGCAGCAUCCAAAAGGUCUAGAUCUGGAUCUGCAGGUUCUAAAAGAUCAAGAUCCGGUUCAGCAGCUUCUAAAAGAUCCAGGUCUGGUUCAGCAGGAUCGAAAAUAUCUGGAUCUAGAAGAUCAAGAUCAGGAUCAGCAGCUUCUAAGAAGAGCCAUAAAUCAAGAUCUAGGUCUCGUUCUGCAGGAUCGAAAAGAUCAGGAUCACCAGCAUCUAAAAAGAGCCAUAAAUCAAGAUCUAGGUCUCGUUCUGUAGGAUCGAAAAGAUCAGAGUCUGUUUCUAGAAGAUCGAGAUCAGGAUCAGCAGCAUCUAAAAAGAGUCACAAAUCAAGAUCUAGAUCCAGAUCCAGAUCAAAAUCAAAAGUUCGUAGUGGCUCAAAUAGUCCGAAUUUAUUAAUUGAUGAAGGCGAGGGUGGCGAAAAACGUGAGAGAGACAGUUCCGAAGAGAGAGUAGUAACUAAAAAACGGAAAGCGGUUGUUUCAGACAGUGAAGAUGAGGGAGGUGGCAAGGGUGAAACAGAAAAAGUUGACGCUGCCGACAUUUUUGGUGAUGCCGAUGAUAUAAGUCUUAGUAGUGAGGAUGAAAAGAGAGAUGAAAGAAUGGAUUCAGAUAGAGAAGAUGACAGAGAUGGAAGGAGAUCUAGAUCUGAUGAUGGUAGAAGAUCCAGAUCAGGUGACGAAGCAGAUCAAAGACCAACUAUUGCUGAUGACGAAGAUAAGGAAAAUGAGCCUGAAAUAAUACCAGAAACUAGAAUUGAUGUCGAAGUUCCAAAAAUAACCUGUGAUUUAGGUAGAGAUAUACAUUUUGUGAAACUGCCAAACUUUUUAUCUGUAGAAACACGUCCUUUUGAUCCCGAAACCUAUGAAGAUGAAAUUGAUGAAGAAGAAACGCUGGAUGAAGAAGGUAGAGCAAGGUUAAAACUAAAAGUAGAAAAUACCAUUAGAUGGAGAGAAUCAAUGGACGAUGAAGGAAAUAUGAAAAAAGAAUCAAACGCUAGAAUAGUAAGAUGGUCUGAUGGGUCUUACAGUUUACAUUUAGGAUCUGAAAUUUUCGAUGUAUAUAAACAACCAUUACAGGGAGAUCACAAUCACUUGUUUAUUCGUCAAGGUACAGGUUUACAAGGUCAAGCAGUAUUCCGAACAAAGUUGAGCUUUAGGCCGCAUUCAACUGAGAGUUUCACUCACAGAAAGAUGACUCUUUCUUUGGCUGAUAGAUCUACUAAAACAAGUGGUAUUAAAAUCAUGUCACAAGUUGGUGUGGAUCCUGAUUUGGACAAAGCAACGAGAAUAAAGAAAGAAGAAGAAAAACUGAGGCAAUCAGCAUCCAAACCAAAAACUACUAGAAAGAAGUCAGACAAAGCUUCUAGAGCACUUGAAAAUACUUUUGUUAGGGAGGAAGAUGGUAGUGAUGACGACGGGGCAAUUUCUCUUGCGGCCAUUAAAAGUAAAUACAAAGGUGGAAGUACUGCACCAAAAGGCGGAGCUAUUUAUUCAUCAGAUGAAGACGGAUCAGAUUUUGAAAACAGCAGAACUAAGAAAAAGGGUACAUCGGGCAAGGCUCUUAAAGAUUCUGACGAAGAAGAUAACGAUAAUGAUAAUGAAGAAGAUGAAGAUCAUGACAGUGGAAGUGACGACGACGAUGAAUAGAAUGUAUUUAGUUUUUGUGUAUUAUUUUAAUUAUGGUGUAAUAUACCUAAUUUAAUUUUAAUAAAACUUCUUAGUUUUC